AUGGGAGACGGAUUGCCGGAGCCGGCCCGAGCUGCCAAACCUUCCCCCGCCGUGGCCGCCUGCUCCGAGGCAGAAGCGAUCGAAGUCUUGGAGAGCGCGGAGGAGGAGGGCUUUCCCGGCGCUGCAGAGGACAACCCUAGAGAGGGAAGGAACCAAGGUUCAUCUUCUACUCCAACCAGCGAUCCACAGCCAAAGUUGCCAAGUCAUCAGCCCCCUGCUGAGCAGCCUUUCCUGACCAGAACACAGAGCGAACCAAACAAAGGGCAGAAGCAUGCUAGAAAGCACUGGAAAGCUCUCUUUGAUCAGCUAGAUCCCGAGAACACAGGUUAUAUCAGCACAGAGAAAUUUCGGAACCUCCUCCAAAGACAUAGCUCUGAACUGGAUCCACAUAAACUGGAAGUGCUUUUGGCCUUAGCAGACAACAAUUCGGAUGGGAAGAUUUGUUAUCAAGAUUUUGUCAACUUGAUGAGUAACAAGAGGUCCAAUAGCUUCCGCCAGGCCAUUUUGCAAGGGAACAGGAGGCUGUGCAGCAAGGCCCUCCUGGAGGAGACAGGACUCAGCCUUUCUCAGCGGCUGAUUCGACACGUGGCAUAUGAGACGUUACCCCGUGAGAUAGACCGGAAGUGGUACUACGACAGCUAUACUUGCUGUCCUCCACCUUGGUUCAUGAUUGCCAUCACAAUUGUAGAGGUUGCCUUCUUUCUUUACAAUGGAAUGGUCCUGGAUAGGUUUGUGCUGCAAGUCACCCAUCCCUUCUAUCUGAAGAAUUCAUUAUUAUAUCAUCCUCAACUCCGUGCCCAGGCCUGGAGGUACCUCACCUACAUCUUCAUGCAUGCAGGGAUAGAACACCUUGGACUCAACGUAGUCCUUCAGCUUCUGGUUGGAGUUCCCCUUGAAAUGGUUCAUGGUGCAACAAGGAUUGGAUUUGUCUAUAUUGCUGGAGUUAUAGCAGGUUCCCUGGCAGUGUCCAUUGCUGAUAUGACUGCACCUGUUGUGGGUUCAUCUGGAGGGGUGUAUGCUCUUAUUUCUGCUCAUUUAGCCAAUAUAGUAAUGAACUGGUCUGGAAUGAAGUGUCAAUUCAAGCUGCUACGCAUGGCUGUUGCCUUGAUCUGCAUGAGCUUUGAAUUUGGAAGAGCUGUAUGGCUGAGAUUCUACCCAUCUGCUUAUCCUCCAUGUCCUCAUCCUAGUUUCGUUGCUCACCUAGGUGGGGUGGGUGUUGGAAUCACCCUUGGUGUGGUUAUUCUAAGGAACUAUGAGCAGAGACUUCAAGAUCAAUCAGUAUGGUGGAUCUUCGUUUCCAUGUAUGUGGUGUUUGUUCUCUUUGCCAUCUUCUGGAACAUUUUUGCCUACAGCCUGUUGGAUCUAAAACUACCUCCACUUCCUUAA
Messenger RNA from Notechis scutatus (mainland tiger snake), 1386 nucleotides. RefSeq names its product rhomboid like 3 (gene RHBDL3). Gene Ontology annotation, molecular function: serine-type endopeptidase activity; calcium ion binding. The record is from RefSeq and is a predicted model, not a curated record. Lineage: Eukaryota; Metazoa; Chordata; Lepidosauria; Squamata; Elapidae. Gene Ontology annotation, cellular component: membrane.